Molecule: messenger RNA, 2350 nt
Organism: Ruditapes philippinarum (Manila clam)
Lineage: Eukaryota; Metazoa; Mollusca; Bivalvia; Venerida; Veneridae
Product: RNA polymerase II-associated factor 1 homolog
Exons: 13
Coding region: 107-1747 (546 amino acids)
Biological process (GO): transcription elongation by RNA polymerase II
Cellular component (GO): Cdc73/Paf1 complex
Molecular function (GO): chromatin binding; RNA polymerase II complex binding
Source: RefSeq, a predicted model, not a curated record
AGGUAGUUUUGUUAUAGAGUCAAUAUGGCCGACUUAUAAGAUAAUAUUUUGUUGUUUUACUCUGCUAGAUCAUUAGGAAGCCUGGCUUUGCCAUAUUAAUGCAGCCAUGCCACCGACUGUACAAUCAGCAUCCAAGGAAAGGGAACGAAAACGAGGUGGAGAAAAGAGGUCUGAGCUUGUUUGUUCAGUAAAAUACAACAACACACUUCCAGAUAUACCCUUUGAUCCAAAGUUUAUCACAUAUCCAUUUGACUCAACCAGGUUUAUUCAGUACAAUCCCACAUCUCUGGAGAAAUCGUUCAAGUAUGAUUUGUUAACAGAACAUGACCUGGGUGUCACUAUAGAUCUAAUCAACCCUGAAACAUACAAGAUCAACCCAAAUGCUUACCUUGAGCCUGAAGAUGAAAGACUCCUGGAUGAGGACUCCACUUCAUUUGGAGAUCAGAAAAGAUCUAGACAUAAUAAAAUGAAUGUAUCAUGGUUGAGGAAAACCGAGUACAUUUCUACAGAGUACAACAGAUUUACACAGAAAGCAGACAAAUCAGAAACCAAGGUUGGGUACAAUAUAAAGAAAGGUAUCACAGAAGAUUUUUUCUACAAAGAUAAAGACAGUCAGAUUGCAGCUAUAGAGAAAACAUUCGAUAAAACAAAAGAACCAAUCACAAAACAUUACAGCAAGCCAGGUGUGGAACCUGUAGAGGUGCUGCCAUUUUAUCCUGACUUUGAGUUAUGGAAACAUCCAUUUGCCCAAGUAAUAUUUGAUUCAGACCCAGCACCUAAAGGAAGGUCUGGUCCUGCACUUAUGGAGGAAAUGUCUCAAGCUAUGAUCAGAGGAGCUGUAGAUGAGAGUGGUGAGCAUUUUGUGGCCUACUUCUUGCCAACUGGAGAAACACUGUCUAAGAGAAAGAGGGACGAGGAGGAACAAGAAGAUUUUGUUGAAGAUGAAGAGUAUGAUUACACAUUAGCCAGGGAGUAUAACUGGAAUGUCAAGAAUAAAUUGUCCAGAGGAUAUGAGGAGACCUACUUUAUGGUGUUUAGAGAGGACGGGUGUUUCUACAACGAUCUUGAAACAAGGGUACGGCUAAGUAAGAGAAGAAAAACAGCUGGAUCUACUGUAGCAAAGUCUAGACUGUGUGUUAAACAUAGAACUCUCAAUGAGAAGGAGUUACGUGCACAGGAUCUACGCAUGAUGAUGCUGGAACCAGCUCAGGACGAGGAGGAAGAAGAAGAAGAAGAGGAAGAAUUCUUACAAAAUGCAAAUAAUAAUGAGGAGUUCAUGAGUCCAAAGAGUGAUGAUGAAGGACGUAGAUCGAGGUCAAGGUCAAGAUCUAGUUCCAGGUCAAGGUCAGGUUCAAGAGGAAGAAGUGGAUCUAGAAGUCGUAGCAGGAGUGGAAGUAGAAGUAAAUCACGAAGUAGAAGCAGAAGUAGAAGUCGCAGCAGAAGUGGCAGUAGGAGCAAAAGUAGGUCAAGGUCAAGAUCAAUGUCAAGAAGCAGAAGUCGUAGCAGAAGUGGAAGUCGUAGUGGAAGUGGUAGAAGUCGUAGUAGGAGUCGUAGUGGGAGUAGAAGUCCAUCAAAAUCAAGGUCACGAAGCAGAAGUGGAAGUAGAGGAAGGUCAGCAAGUAGGUCAAAAUCAAGGUCAAGGUCUAGAAGUGCUAGCAGAAGUGGAAGUGAGAGUGAAGCAGAAGACAGAGGAAAGAAAGAUGAAGAAGAGAUCUUUGGCUCUGCUAGUGAUUCAGAUAGUGACUGAAGUGAAUGAAGUAACUAUGGUUACUGGGCUGUGCAAAAAGUUUUGGAAUACUUUAAAAUAUCAUGAAUGACUGAGAUGUUGAUUCUCAUGCCUCCUAAUGACUGCAGAAAAUGUUAACUUUGCAGAAACAUUCAAUUUUAGAACUCCUGAAAAUGAAGUCAGAAAGAUUGCACUUCUCUAUGCUGUUUGAAUUUCUCUGAUUGGAUAUUUUAAAAUCUUGAUUCCAAAGUGAUGUUGUACAUUAUACUUGUAUCUAUAUAUUUGUUUGGAUGAAGUACCAAUAAGUUACCUGUACUUUCAAUAUAAAUUCUGAAAGACAUACUGACAAAUAAAAGAUGUUGAUAUUAGAUUAAGUUGCAUUUUAUUUACAAAUAUACGUGUAUAAGUAAAUGAUUAAAUACGAAUGUGUUUCAUUUGUCAUUUCAAUAGUAUGGAUAUACCUAUACUUUCAUAAAGAAUACUUUAUUGAUUUGAAAACUAAUCAAGUCUUAAACUCAUUUGCAACAAUAAAAUUGAAAUAUGUUGAACUUUUAAAGAACUUGUAUUUUUUUAUAUUUUGAUGCUGAAUAAUCUCACCAAUUCAGAAAUAAACAAUUAAAUUGA